AUCUAGUUUUCCUUUAUAAAUCUCUUAAGAUACUUAUGAAGUUUCUUGUUCUGAAAUUGCUGUACUGCAAUGAAGAAAAGGAGAAAGGUUACUUCAAAUCUUGAGAAGAUCCAUCUAGGCUAUCAUAAAGAUUCUUCAGAAGGAAAUGUUGCAGUGGAGUGUGACCAAGUGACCUAUACUCAUUCUGCAGAAAGACCAACUUCUGAAGCUCUUCACUGUUAUCAGGAACUUCCUCCCUCUCCUGAUCAGAGAAAGCUUUUGAGUUCUUUGCAGUAUAAUAAGAAUUUGCUAAAAUAUUUAAAUGAUGAUAGGCAGAAGCAACCAUCUUUUUGUGAUUUACUUAUCAUAGUGGAAGGAAAAGAAUUUAGUGCACAUAAAGUAGUCGUUGCUGUUGGCAGCAGUUAUUUUCAUGCGUGUUUGAGCAAAAAUCCAAGCACUGAUGUUGUCACCCUGGAUCAUGUAACACAUUCAGUUUUUCAGCAUUUGCUUGAAUUUCUUUACACAUCAGAAUUUUUUGUGUACAAAUAUGAAAUACCUCUUGUUUUAGAGGCUGCAAAAUUUUUGGACAUUAUAGAUGCAGUGAAGUUGUUAAAUAACGAAAAUGUUGCCCCUUUUCAGUCAGAGCUAACUGAAAAGUCAUCACCAGAAGAAACACUAAAUGAAUUAACGGGAAGACUAUCAAAUAAUCAUCAGUGCAAAUUCUGUAGUAGACAUUUUUGUUAUAAAAAGUCUUUAGAGAAUCAUUUGGCUAAAAACCAUCGGUCCCUUUUAUUAGGGAAAAAACAUGGGUUAAAAAUGUUGGAGAGAAGUUUCUCUGCAAGAAGAUCAAAAAGGAAUCGGAAGUGCCCUGUUAAGUUUGAUGACACCAGUGAUGAUGAACAGGAAAGUGGUGAUGGGUCAGACAAUUUGAAUCAAGAAAAUUUUGAUAAGGAAAAGUCAGAUAGAAAUGAUUCUGAGGAUCCUGGAAGUGAAUAUAAUGCUGAAGAAGAUGAGCUAGAGGAGGAGAUGUCAGAUGAAUACUCUGACAUUGAACAAAGUGAAAAAGAUCAUAAUGAUGCAGAAGAAGAACCUGAGGCUGGUGAUUCUGUAGGAAAUAUUCAUGAGGGGUUAACUCCAGUGGUCAUUCAGAACAGCAACAAAAAAAUAUUGCAGUGUCCUAAAUGUGAUAAAACAUUUGACCGAAUAGGAAAAUAUGAGAGCCACACCCGUGUUCACACAGGUGAGAAGCCCUUUGAGUGUGAUAUCUGUCACCAACGCUAUUCAACAAAGUCUAACCUAACUGUUCACAGAAAGAAGCACAGUAAUGAAACAGAAUUUCAUAAGAAGGAGCACAAGUGCCCUUAUUGUAAUAAACUUCAUGCAAGCAAGAAGACUUUAGCCAAGCAUGUUAAGAGAUUUCAUCCUGAAAAUGCACAAGAAUUUAUUUCCAUUAAGAAGACUAAGAGUGAAAGUUGGAAAUGCGAUAUUUGUAAGAAGUCUUUUACUCGAAGACCACACUUGGAGGAACAUAUGAUUCUACAUUCUCAAGAUAAACCUUUUAAGUGUACCUAUUGUGAAGAACAUUUUAAAUCACGGUUUGCUCGGUUAAAGCACCAAGAAAAGUUCCAUCUGGGUCCUUUUCCAUGUGAUAUAUGUGGUCGCCAGUUUAAUGACACUGGAAAUUUGAAACGUCAUAUAGAAUGUACUCAUGGCGGAAAGAGAAAAUGGACUUGCUUUAUCUGUGGAAAAUCAGUACGAGAAAGAACUACUUUGAAAGAACAUUUGAGAAUCCACAGUGGAGAAAAGCCUCACCUUUGUAGUAUUUGUGGGCAAAGUUUUCGUCAUGGAAGUUCAUAUAGACUUCACUUACGAGUACAUCAUGAUGAUAAAAGAUACGAGUGCGAUGAAUGUGGAAAAACAUUUAUCCGUCAUGAUCACCUUACAAAGCACAAAAAAAUACAUUCAGGUGAAAAAGCUCAUCAGUGUGAAGAAUGUGGAAAAUGUUUUGGUCGUAGGGAUCAUCUCACUGUUCAUUACAAAAGUGUACACCUUGGAGAGAAAGUAUGGCAAAAAUAUAAAGCAACAUUUCAUCAAUGUGAUGUUUGUAAGAAAAUUUUUAAAGGCAAAUCAAGUCUGGAAAUGCAUUUUCGAACACAUUCAGGUGAAAAACCAUACAAGUGUCAAAUUUGCAAUCAGUCUUUUAGAAUUAAGAAAACAUUAACAAAGCACCUGGUUAUUCAUUCUGAUGCCCGACCUUUCAACUGUCAGCAUUGUAAUGCAACAUUUAAGCGGAAAGACAAGCUGAAAUACCAUAUUGACCAUGUUCAUGAAAUAAAAUCUCCUGAUGAUUCUCUCAGUACUUCUGAGGAAAAACUUGUAUCCUUGCCAGUAGAGUACUCAUCCGAUGAUAAAAUCUUUCAAACAGAAACAAAACAAUACAUGGACCAGCCCAAAGUUUAUCAAUCGGAAGCCAAGACAAUGUUACAGAAUGUAUCUGCUGAAGUAUGUGUUCCAGUAACGCUGGUUCCAGUUCAGAUGCCUGACACUCCGAGUGACCUAGUGCGUCAUACUACCACACUCCCACCAUCUUCUCACGAGAUUCUGUCACCACAGCCGCAAUCAACUGAUUAUCCACGAGCAGCGGAUUUAGCUUUUCUGGAAAAAUAUACUCUUACUCCUCAACCUGCAAAUAUAGUUCACCCAGUUCGACCUGAGCAAAUGCUGGAUCCUAGAGAACAGUCUUAUCUUGGAACAUUACUGGGCCUUGAUAGCGCUACUGGUGUUCAAAAUAUUUCUACUAAUGAGCAUCAUUCAUGAGUAAAUCUAAACAUUCCACAGAGUUUUGGAUGGUUAUAUGCUAAUGGUAGAGCUGAUAGCUUUUAAAUUUGUGGGGCUGCUAUUUUCUCAUUUUCUCUAGUUUCUCAAGUCCUCAGAAUAGUGUCAAAUCAAGAAAACUAUGUGUCUCUGUUUACUGAACAUGAAUAUUUGGACAACAUUUCUGGCCUAAUAUUGGAAGU
This is a messenger RNA of Saimiri boliviensis boliviensis (Bolivian squirrel monkey), 2996 nucleotides long. RefSeq names its product zinc finger and BTB domain containing 41 (gene ZBTB41). Lineage: Eukaryota; Metazoa; Chordata; Mammalia; Primates; Cebidae. Gene Ontology annotation, molecular function: protein binding. The record is from RefSeq and is a predicted model, not a curated record.